AUGAGUCGGCCUGGAAAGCUUGCCCCAGAAGUCAACCGAGCUCUCUUCGUAAAGAACCUGAGCUACAACGUAUCCCCGGAAGAGCUCUUCGACCUGUUCGGCAAGUUCGGUCCUGUUCGCCAAAUCCGACAGGGCAUUGCGAACAACACCAAGGGCACUGCAUUCGUCGUCUAUGAAGACGUGAUGGACGCCAAGCAAGCCUGCGACAAGCUCAACGGCUUCAACUUCCAGAACCGCUACCUCGUCGUACUAUACCACCAGCCCGAGAAGAUGGCGAGGUCGAAAGAUGACAGCAGCCGCCGCUCGUCCGACUUAGAAACCGGCAAGACCAGCACCCCAGGCACUGGCUGUCCCGGAGCCCGUGGGUCUCAAGACGACAACGAGGAAAUCCAGGACGACGACUGUACGUUUCAGCAUGGAUACCAAGCCGGCGGCGUCGACUGCCAGCAGCUUCAAUUCUUCUUCAUCUUCAACUUCUUCCGCUUCUACCAACAAGCGGGAUUCUGGGGAUUCAACUUCAGGCCGUAA
Diplodia corticola is the source of this 528-nucleotide messenger RNA. Its product is annotated as pre-mrna branch site protein p14. The transcript has 6 exons. The coding region runs from base 1 to 528 and encodes 175 amino acids. Gene Ontology annotation, molecular function: mRNA binding. Gene Ontology annotation, cellular component: cytoplasm; nucleus; ribonucleoprotein complex. Lineage: Eukaryota; Fungi; Ascomycota; Dothideomycetes; Botryosphaeriales; Botryosphaeriaceae. The record is from RefSeq and is a predicted model, not a curated record.